UAAACAAAACAAAGGUUACCUAUCUACGCUGGAUUCCCGGGAGCAGUGACCUAUUUAUAGCCGCGCACGCAGACGGAAUGAUGUACAAAUACCACAAGGAACGGUUAGACCCCACAACAGCCAUGAAUUGGAAAGAAGCGGGGCGCAACGUCUUUAACGGAUUUGCUGUCAUGCACCCCCGGAAAAUAUCUAAUCCAAUCACUCGAUGGAGGGUUGGCAAGGGAUCAAUUAAUGCGUUUCAGUUUUCGCCAGACCAGCAAAGUGUGGCCAUUGUGAGCCAGGACGGCUGUCUGCGUAUAGUCGAUGUGAAGGCUGACAGAUUAAUCGUCACGCUGCAGAGCUAUUUCGGUGCGUUGCUGUGUGUGAGUUGGAGUCCGGACGGCAAGUAUAUAGUGACAGGCGGCGAGGAUGAUCUUGUCUCCAUCUGGUCAGUUGAGAACAAAGGUCUGGUCGCACGUGGAGAGGGCCAUUCAUCGUGGGUGGUCGCGGUGGCGUUUGACCCGUGGGUAUGCGAUGAGAAAAACCGGGUUUAUCGCAUCGGCUCAGUGGGCUUGGACCUACGGCUGCUGCUGUGGGACUUCAGCCUCCCGGGGCUCAGGAUACCUCGGAAGGUAGUGGUGUGUGGGUGCGACAUAUUGUGCAUAGUGCUAUGA
This is a messenger RNA of Sphaeroforma arctica JP610, 653 nucleotides long. RefSeq lists its product as hypothetical. The transcript is spliced from 5 exons. Bases 78 to 653 code for a protein of 191 amino acids. The record is from RefSeq and is a predicted model, not a curated record. Gene Ontology annotation, molecular function: protein binding. Lineage: Eukaryota; Ichthyosporea; Ichthyophonida.